Messenger RNA from Paraglomus brasilianum, 2649 nucleotides. The record is from the annotation of a GenBank genome assembly. Lineage: Eukaryota; Fungi; Glomeromycota; Glomeromycetes; Paraglomerales; Paraglomeraceae.
AUGUCGAGGCUGAAAUCAUCUUCGACCUUUACGAUUCAUUCCACUGUAAUUUCUUCUUCAUCCCUUCACCAUCUAUCCCUUUUCUUCUUCCUACUACUCGUUUUUCUCCCUCCUCUUCCUUUCACAUACGCACAGUCCGCCCUUGGUCAGCCCACAUCUGACAUUUCCUGGCGUGCCGGCCACUCCGCCUGUAUAAUAUCCAACUACAUGGUCCUCUUUGGCGGUGUAACUUCUUCAUCCGUUGACUUCUUUACGACUUCCGCAGCAACUAACGACGUUGUCGUUUGGGGUAUAUCCGAUCAGCGUUGGUACAAGCCUGGCAUAACUGCCGUUGCCGGAAGCGCAGUACCGCUCCCACAAAAGUUCGUACCCUGUGUCAGCUUAUCUGGAAAAAUGUUUGUCCUAAUAGCUAAUUCGACGGACCAGAGUGUUGCAAAGGAUAUCGCAGUUCUGGAUGGAACGUUUUGGAAUUGGCAAGAUAGUAUUACUACAUCACCGCCGCCAGAUUUCCGCGUAGGUGCAACACUCACAGCUGUAAAUGAUACGCUAUAUCGAUAUGCUGGCCAGCAAGCUUCCCCUACUGGGAAUCCAAUGGCGGGCAUUAACAACCUGCUGUAUUCUUUGGACUCAAAAACUCUGGUGUGGACAUCUCGUGCCAAUGGUCCAUCAUUAGCAUAUCACACAGCUUGCUAUUUGCCAAAGUUUGACAUAAUUGCCCUCUUCGGUGGUCAAAAUACCGAUUCCCAGCCGCAAGAUGUACUGACUACCUACUCUGUUACAAAAGGCGUGUGGAAUCAAUUCGUUACUACCACGUCGCAAACUAAACCAAGUGCUCGACUGGGACAUUCAGCAGUGUGUACAGAAGAUAAAAUGAUUGUAUUUGGUGGUGGAACUAUAUCCUCUAACGGUGGUACAGCAUCGGAUAGUUCAGUAUGGUUAGCGACAGCAACAUCAGAAACUAGCUUUUCCUGGUCGACACCAGUAACAAAUCAAACGAACAGUCCAUCUUCACGCAUGGGACAUUCGGCAGUUCUUUCAGGAAAUAAUAUGAUUGUGUUUGGCGGAAUAGGGAGUGCAAUUAAUGACAAGACAGUAUAUAUACUAGACACCAAUACGUGGACGUGGAGUUCCGUCUCACCGGGAGGAAAUCCAUCAUCCUCAUCACAAACUGCGCCUGCAGCUUCGGGCAGUGGGACGUCUGCGACCUCGAUUGCUGGCAGUACAACCUCAGGCACGACUGGACAGAAAAAAUCUCUAACAGUAAUAAUCGCUGCUGCAGUUGGCGGAUUUGUUGGUGUUAUAUUCAUGGCGAUUGCAAUUUUCGCUACAACCCGUCAUUAUAGACGCAAAAACCGCAAACUUCAAUUCGACGACGACGAAAUGAGCGAAGUCGACUCUGCUCUUGGUGGCAACUCAACCGACAUGUCACCCCCGCCUCGAUCUCGAGAAGUCGUUCUCUCUUCUCCAGUAGCAGCGCGUUUAGCAAAUAAAGACACGGUAUUCAACGUCGAAACACUGCCACGUUUACAACAGCUUGAUGGGAUAGACAAGAGAGAGUCUAUCAUUGCGCCAGAAGCAGCUAGAGCAGCACCGUUGAAUCCUUGGAACAGAAGUAAUGGACCUAGGGGACAUUACGUAAGAGGGAGCACCGACUCGUUUGGGAAUUGGCGCAGUAAAAGUGAAACGGGCGAGGAAGAAGAAGCUGAUAGAUGGACAUUUGCAUCGUCGUUCUCAUAUGACAGAGAACGCGAAAAAGAUCAGUUGCGAGACGGAUCUACACCUCCAAUACGUUAUAUGCCACAAAGAAUGGACUCGGUGGGAAGUUUGUCCUCUACUUUUGGUCAACGUGGCGGACACACAUUUCCCUAUCACCACGGACACAGCGCACAUGCCUCUCACCCUUGGAUGCAAUCACGUGGUGACGAUGACGACCCCCAUCAAUCUGUUCCUUUGGCCAUGCCUGUCGUGCAGCCAGAAGUCAUCGUUACUGCUCCGCGUGUUCCGCCUAACGUUGCACCUACCGAUUAUAACGUGGGAUCAGGACUGAAUUCUCAGCAGUAUGGAAAUUCUAAUAGUAGUGGAGGUGGACAUAUUAGGGCGACAACGGUGUCUGGACUAGGGGAUAAUCAAGUGAGCUUGAACGAUACGUUGAGUCCUUUGGAUAGAAUCGCUAGACUGUUUUCGGGCGGCGAUGUUUCCGGAGCUAUUGGGAUAGGCGAAAAGGAGACCGUGAUGUAUCCACAAAAUACACAGCAUUCUACGAACGAAGAUACAAACUCUGUUCGCGGACAAUCAAUAUUUAUAGCGCCAGCAGUAGAAGACACGAAUUCGAAUUCUGGCAAUAAUGCGAUUUACAAUGCGAAUUCCCUACACCAAUCGGCUGAAGAUGUGAGUCAUGUAAAAGACGCCGUUAGUUUACGCGGUACAAUAUCUGUUGCUAGUGUCAAAGAACUGGCAGCAGCACAUUCGUCGGUUGCAAGAGAUGAGAAGCUAACAGCGCAAAAUCUUUACAAGAAUAGUCCGAGUCAAGAGAGUAUUACGAAAAUUGCUGAUUUGGCCGGGUCGAGUGGAAGUAAUCAACAGGAAGCUGCUAGUGUAGAAGGUGGAGGAGAGACGAAUAAGGAACGGAAGAGAUGGAGUUGGGGUUGA